CUCUGCUUCACAACCUCUUAUUCAUUCUAUCAUCUUCUACAAACUCACUCUCCCCAAAACCCAACCUUGAUCUUACUCUGGUUCGAGACUCGAACCCGAUCUAGUCAUUGGCUCAAAGCAGACUAAGUUCGAGACUCGAACCAUUUUUAAAAAAUGAGACCUUUUUGUUUACUAUUUACAUUGUUUUUAGCAUUACAAAAAGUAAAAUCUUUUCCAAGGCAACCAAAGCUUCAUGACUUCAAAACAAAACUUCACCGACAUUUCAUGAUUUCAUCUUCUUCUACUGAUGAUGUAAAGAGUUUGGGUCGGGUGUUUUACCCAACUGGAUAUGGAGCAGACCCAAGUGGUGUCCAGGAUAGUACGGCGGCUAUAAUGGCGGCAAUAACAGAUGCUGCCGGAAUUCAAAAUGGGCAGCAGUUGUUGGCCGGAGUCAACGACUUGGGUGGUGCAACUGUUGACUUACAAGGUGGCAGCUUUAAGAUUUCUAAGCCAAUUGCUAUUCCUCCAAAUUCAGGCAAUCUUGUGAUACAAGGUGGUACAUUACGAGCAUCCGACACAUUUCCAACCGACGGAUACCUUAUCGAAUUGCACUCACCAAGCUCUCCAAAAACCACAACCCACGAAUCCUAUGACCCUUUCUCCGAAACAAAAGUCAGAAACGAACCAAUCUACUACGAAGACAUUACCUUUCGCGACAUCCUUUUCGAUUCAAGUAACAUAGGUGGAGGCCUACUCGUGAUAGACUCAGCACGAACACGAAUCAACAAUUGUUUUUUCCUACAUUUUGUCACCGAGGGAAUACUAGUCGAACGAGGUCAUGAGACGUUCAUUUCAAGUACUUUCAUGGGAGAGAUUCCAACGAUUGGUGGAGACGAACACGAGAGGAAUUUUUUAGGAACAGCCAUUGAUCUCGCUAGCAACGAUAACGCGGUUACUGAUGUGGUUAUUUUUUCGGCCAAUAUUGGUAUUGUCUUAAGGGGUCAAGCUAAUAUUAUCAACGGGGUCCAUUGUUAUAAUAAGGCUACAUAUUUUGGGGGAAUUGGGAUUUUAAUAAAAACAGGACAAAAUCGUGUAGAUAAUUGUUAUAUGGAUUAUAAUUCUAUAAUUAUACAAGAUCCUACACAAGUUCAUAUUAGUAACGGGUUUUUUCUUGGGGGUGGUAACGUUGUUUUAAAAUCGAUAAGUGGUAAGAUAUCGGGGCUAAAUAUUAUCAACAAUAUGUUCACUGGAGACGACUCUAGAGAUGUUGUGGAACUAGAUGGGGAUUUUGUAAGUGUUGAUCAAGUUGUGAUCGAUCAAAAUAACGCGAAAGGCAGGAUGAGAUUGAAAUCGACGAUUGGGAAGAUGUCGGUGGCCGGAAACGGGACGAUGUGGAUUGCGGAUUUUUCGACUGUGUUAGUUUUUCCGAACAGAAUAAGUCAUGUUCAAUAUUCGGUUUAUAAUAGUGCAGGGAGUAUAGAAGGGAUGGGAGGACAUGGUGUGACAAAUGUUACUGGAACUAUUGUUGUGGUAGAGACUGAAAAACAAAUGAAUGGGAUUGUGUGGUUUUUAGUUGAUCAAAAUCCGUGAAGUUUAUGAUGUUUUUAUAUUGUUUUUUUUUUUUUCUUUUUUGAUGUUUGUAUAUUCAUUG
Messenger RNA from Erigeron canadensis, 1630 nucleotides. RefSeq names its product polygalacturonase QRT3. The record is from RefSeq and is a predicted model, not a curated record. Gene Ontology annotation, molecular function: polygalacturonase activity. The transcript has 3 exons. Bases 154 to 1569 code for a protein of 471 amino acids. NCBI's taxonomy places the organism in Eukaryota, Viridiplantae, Streptophyta, Magnoliopsida, Asterales, Asteraceae.